This is a messenger RNA of Haemonchus placei, 375 nucleotides long. NCBI's taxonomy places the organism in Eukaryota, Metazoa, Nematoda, Chromadorea, Rhabditida, Trichostrongylidae. The record is from the annotation of a GenBank genome assembly.
AUGAAGAGGGGAACCGAUGAGUACUCAUUAGUCUUCUUCAAAUCGAAGCAUCUUCUAGGUACAGCGAAUGACGACAACACCGACAAACUGACAAACUGUAAUGAUCCUAAGCUGAAGCAAAUUAUUCUCGAGAAUAUCCAAAAAGAUGCUCCAACGUCUAAACGAGCAAUUCAAAAAGCUGCCGAAUUGGAAUUCGGUGGAACAUUUGACGUUGUCUGCAGUCCUUGUGAAUUUUCAUUCGUGAUUAGUUCGCAAAAGUAUUGUGAUGGCAUCAAGGAUGAGGUACCGAAGCUUGAAGAUUCUGGGAAUGGAGUCGACAAUCUGGUGCCGACCAGGGGCAAUGCUGUAUGGGUUAUGGUUCAUUACAUUAUAUAA